Puccinia graminis f. sp. tritici CRL 75-36-700-3 is the source of this 594-nucleotide messenger RNA. RefSeq lists its product as uncharacterized. NCBI's taxonomy places the organism in Eukaryota, Fungi, Basidiomycota, Pucciniomycetes, Pucciniales, Pucciniaceae. The transcript has 4 exons. The record is from RefSeq and is a predicted model, not a curated record. Bases 1 to 594 code for a protein of 197 amino acids.
AUGCUUAAUAUUAGGUGUUGCUUGUUGGCUUUUUCCUUGGUCAAAUACCUUUCCCGAACGGCCAGUGCCAGGCCAAGCCUAUGGACGCCUCCCAAUACCAUCCAUGAUAUAUCCCUGGCACCAACAGCUUUCGCACCGUUGGCUCACGCGAGGCCAGCCUUGGACGAAGAUGAAAGGUUAUCAAAAGCAGCUAGGCUCAAUCCAAUCGGAUACGGUGAGGUUUAUCAUCAGCCUAGAAAUGAUUACGGCGCAACCAACCAGGCCCAUGAUUUGUUGGCCGGGACAGUGCCUGACACACCACACCAGUCGGAGCCUUUGACCAGUCGCCUACAAUUCAACUCGGCAAUCUGGGAAGACUUAGAUCUACAACAACUGCAUACGCUCAUAAGUCAGCCAGGAGAUUCGGAAGCUUUUCAUCAGCAGGAGAGUUCCUUUCAGGGAGCUGAUAAUUCGCACCUCGGGCAGCAAAUCCAUGCUUCCGGAGCAGGCUUUGAGAACAGAUACUUGAAUGAGGCGCACAUGGGAGAUGUGAAUGAACACCAUUACCACUCCUCGCUUGCCCGGCAAACCUUCGAUGAUCACGCAGCUUCUUGA